Lytechinus variegatus (green sea urchin) is the source of this 1778-nucleotide messenger RNA. RefSeq names its product dnaJ homolog subfamily C member 3-like. Gene Ontology annotation, molecular function: misfolded protein binding; protein-folding chaperone binding. The transcript has 11 exons. Lineage: Eukaryota; Metazoa; Echinodermata; Echinoidea; Temnopleuroida; Toxopneustidae. Gene Ontology annotation, biological process: protein folding in endoplasmic reticulum. Gene Ontology annotation, cellular component: endoplasmic reticulum. The coding region runs from base 99 to 1607 and encodes 502 amino acids. The record is from RefSeq and is a predicted model, not a curated record.
UACGUGUAUUAUUAUAUUGCGAGUCCGCUACUGAACCGAUUUCGUCGCAGCGGUGGUAAUUUCUUAAUGUCAGAUUGUUGUCAAGCAUUAACUCAUCAAUGAUGGCGAAACGAAGGGAUAUGUUCAAUCUGCACAACUUUUUAAGCUCGAUUCCAGUUCUCUUGGUGACUUUGUCUCUUCAUUAUGAUGAUGGAGAAGCCAAAUCAGAAGCAGAGGCCAAGAAAUACAUGGAGACCGGAAACACUUUGUUAGCAGCUGGUCAGCUUGCUGAUGCACUGGCCCAAUACAAUUCUGCAAUAGAAAAUGAUCCUAAAAACUACAUGGCAUACUACAAGAGAGCUGCUGUUUACCUGGCCCAAGGAAGGUCCAAACUGGCUCUACCAGACUUGAAGAAGAGCAUGACUCUCAAGCAGGACUUCACUCCCGCUCUCAUCAACCAUGGCAACGUACUAUUUAAGCAGGGACAUCUUGCUAAAGCUAGGGAAGAUUAUGCUGCCGUGUUGAAAUUUGAUCCAUCUAAUAAAGAGGCUGAGAAGCAGCUUGGAAUGACCCGCACCGUCGAGGAGAGAAUAGCAAUAGGAGACAAACAAUUCCAAUCAAAUCAACUAGAACAAGCAUUAGAUGCAUACUCAAAGGUUCUUAUGUAUUUACCGUGGAAUGCAGAUAUGCACAGGAAACGAGCGAAAGUCUACACAGAGUUAGGAGAGUUAUACAAGGCCAUCGAUGAUCUAAGAUCUGUAACUAAACUGGUUCCAGACAGCACAGAAGUCUAUCUAGAAAUGAGUAGAACGCAUGACAGUAUGGGAGAUCUAGAUAUGGCCUUAGAAGAUAUACGAGAAUGUUUGAAACUGGAUCCCGAUCACAAGGAGUGCUUCCCUCUUUACAAGCUGCUCAAGAAAAUCAGAAGAUUCUUGGAUGCUGCUGAAAAUUAUAUCCGUGAUGGAAGAUAUGAUGAGGCUAUAGAAAAAUUAAAAGCAUCGAUAGAGGCUGCUGGUAAAGGAGGUAUUUAUGAACUCAGGGCAAAUGCAAGGAUAUGUCACGCAUAUAGAAUGAGCCAAAAUUUACCUGAAGCAAAAAAGAUGUGUUCACUGGUUUUAAAAGACGAUCCAGAAAAUAUAGAUGUACUUAUAGAUAGAGCUGAAACUUAUAUCCAAGACGAAAUGUAUGAAGAAGCUGUAAGUGAUUACCAAAAAGCCAAAGAAAUAGACGAUGUGCAGAGAACACAAGAAGGAUUAGAUAGAGCGCAGAAACUUUUAAAACAAUCCAAGAAAAGGGAUUACUACAAAAUUUUAGGUGUCAGAAGAAAUGCUGUAAAAAAGGACAUAUUGAAAGCAUAUCGACAAUUAGCUAUGCAAUGGCAUCCAGACAAACAUGAAGAAGGGGAACAAAAAUCCAAAGCAGAGAAAAUGUUCAUGGACAUCGCCGAUGCCAAAGAAGUCCUUACAGACCCAGAAAUGAGGGAAAAGUUUGACGCUGGGGAGGACCCGUUGGACCCCGAACAACAGCAGCAGAGAAACCAAGGCUUUCAUCACGGGCAUCCAUUCGGUUUCAAUCCCUUCGGUAGCGGCGGCGGUGGCGGUUUCAACUUCAAGUUCAAGUUCAACUAGAGUAAAACUUAACAUUGACACAAUCUGCAGGACUCUGUAUCACUAACGUCUGCGAUCGAUCGCUAAAUGGCAAUGGCCAAUCCAGGGUCCCUGUCUUUCGAACAGUUGCGAUUGAUCCGAUCAACCACAACUAUGGAAAGCCAGCAACGUCAACAUCUGACAUGCAUGUUU